Molecule: messenger RNA, 855 nt
Organism: Octodon degus (degu)
Lineage: Eukaryota; Metazoa; Chordata; Mammalia; Rodentia; Octodontidae
Gene: Ptges3
Product: prostaglandin E synthase 3
Exons: 8
Coding region: 349-831 (160 amino acids)
Biological process (GO): protein folding; telomere maintenance via telomerase; prostaglandin biosynthetic process
Cellular component (GO): nucleus; cytosol
Molecular function (GO): prostaglandin-E synthase activity; Hsp90 protein binding; protein-folding chaperone binding
Source: RefSeq, a predicted model, not a curated record
CUGAAAACAAAGACUGCGCACGCGUGGCGGCUCGGCCCGGGCAUUUUGCUGCGUCACCAGCCGCCGCCCGGCCUCACCACCCCUCGCUCGCACGCACGCACGUUCAUUCUCCGUCCUCGCGCCCCUUUUCCUACACUUUCCUCUUCUCCCGGACCAAGGAGCCGCUCGCUCCGCGCGGUGCAUUGUGGGAACUCAGGUCGAGCCCGCCGUCGCCGUCGCUUGAGGGCAGCGAGAAGAGGCCGCGACCGGGGAGACAACGCCGGAGUCGCCACCGGAGAGGAUCCGACUCCUAGGAGCCGCCGCAAGAGGCCCGCCCACCCACUUGCCCGUCCCCCUGCCCUGUUCACAAUGCAGCCUGCUUCUGCAAAGUGGUAUGAUCGAAGGGACUAUGUCUUCAUUGAAUUUUGUGUUGAAGACAGUAAAGAUGUUAAUGUAAAUUUUGAAAAAUCCAAACUCACUUUCAGUUGUCUUGGAGGAAGUGAUAAUUUUAAACAUUUAAACGAAAUUGAUCUUUUUCAUUGUAUUGAUCCAAGUGAUUCCAAACAUAAAAGAACAGACAGAUCAAUUUUAUGUUGUUUACGAAAAGGAGAAUCUGGCCAGUCAUGGCCUAGGUUAACAAAAGAACGGGCAAAGCUUAAUUGGCUUAGUGUGGACUUCAAUAAUUGGAAAGACUGGGAGGAUGAUUCUGAUGAAGACAUGUCUAAUUUUGAUCGUUUCUCUGAGAUGAUGAACAACAUGGGUGGUGAUGAGGAUGUAGAUUUACCAGAAGUAGAUGGAGCAGAUGAUGAUUCACAAGACAGUGAUGAUGAAAAAAUGCCAGAUCUGGAAUAAACAAAUGUCAUCACCUGAAUUUUG